AUGACGAUCGAAGUCAUCUACGACGUCCCGCUGAGCUCUCUGAGAGACAAGACGGUGGAUCUCUCUUCCAAGGGCACGCCCAAGCGCUACCGCCUCAUCGACUGCGUGCAAUUCACAGAGAAAGAGAGACUUCGCAUCUACGAGAUGGAGGGCUUCCCAGGUUUCUCCUACUGUGCGAUCUCGUACGUCUGGCGGGGGAACCCGAUCAGCGCCGCGCAUGCUGCGCAGGAGAAGUUCGGCGCCUUCUCGGUGCGCGGCGCGGAGGACGGCGACAAGGUCGGUGUCGACACGCUCAUGCACGCGUGCACUGCCGCGGUGAAGCUCGACACGAAAUACGUCUGGCUCGACAGCCUCUGCAUCAUGCAGACGAGCUCGGCGGACCAGUCGUUCCAGAUCAAGAGCAUGCACCACAUCUACCAGUCGUGCGCGGCGUGCCUAGUACUGCCCGGGGGCAUGCGCCACCUCGUGAGCCUCGAGGCGGACACGGCGUGGAUACAGCGAGGGUGGACGCUGCAGGAGGUCGUCGCGCCGAAGCAGUCGCUGGUGCUGUUCUCGUGGAAGCACGGUUCGGGGCAGUUCAAGCGAUCAAAGACACAUGUGCAUGAGCUCGUCUCGCGGCGGUCAGCGUACGCGAAGCUCACGCAGGUGUUGCAGCUACACACGAGCGACACGGUGUUCACGGGCAGGGACGGUGGCGACCAGCACCUGGACCUCACCAUCCGCAUGUUUGGGAACACGACUGAGGCGAUCAAGAGUCAUGUCUGGGCCCUGCUCGGCGCGAUGCUGCUGUCGAACUUGGACGCGCAAAAGCAUGCCAUCUGGCGCAGCGCGUUGAUGCGCACGUCCUCGCGCCCCGUCGACAUGGUCUUCAGCAUCAUGGGCCUUUUCGGCGUCACCCUCGACCCGAAGAAGUUCGCCAAAGACGACCGCGUCGGCGCAACGAUCGCACUUGCGCAGGCCAUCCUCAAGAAGGGUGGCACCGCGAGCUGGCUUGCGUCCUCUUUCCACUUGCCCCCUAGCAGACAGCUCUCGAGCUUCCCCAUAUUCCCAACCACAACCGUCUCCGGUAAGGCAUACAUCCCUACAAGGAGCCUCGAGGGGCUCGGGCGCGUGGACACCGACCAGCCGAGCGUGCAUGUAGAGAAGGUGAUUGACGGGCGGUGGCCACCUGGCUGGUGGCUGGACCAUGCGCCCAAGGGAAGCAUGGACGACGCAGGGUACCUUAAAUUCACCGCGAAGGCGGCUCCUGCGGUCUUUCUCCGCCGAAAACGCACCGGAUUUCCCGAGACGGCGAACAUGGAUCCAGUGAAUGACCAAGGGUCGACGGUCAUCGCCGCCCUUGACGGCAGCUUCUGGAAGCUGCCAAAGGCAGGCGAGAACGUGCGCAGCGGCUCGAGUUCGUGCGCGUUCAUCGUGUUCAUCGGGAAUGCGAAACUGUAUAACUUCCCGUGGAUAGCGCGCAGGGUAUGGGCCGAGGGGAUGACGUACGGCAUCGUUACGAUGCUCGUAGAAGAGCAUGCGUCCGGAAAAUUCAGCAGGGUGACCUUCGCAUUCUUGGGCGACAGGUUCAAGUCUAUGGUGGAAGGCUGGCACAGCAUGACGCUUAGCGUGGGCGGUCCUCAGGCGCGGGGUUGA
This is a messenger RNA of Sparassis crispa, 1635 nucleotides long. RefSeq lists its product as hypothetical. The coding region runs from base 1 to 1635 and encodes 544 amino acids. The record is from RefSeq and is a predicted model, not a curated record. The transcript has a single exon. Lineage: Eukaryota; Fungi; Basidiomycota; Agaricomycetes; Polyporales; Sparassidaceae.